CUGCAACAGUAUCCGGGUUUUGAUUGGACAGCCGCUUCGUCAUCUUGCUACAAUGUAGCUAGUUAAUACGUUUAAUUAGUGUGAACAAAGCAUGCGAAGGGUGACGCUUUUUGUCAACGGAACCUCCAAAAAUGGCAAGGUUGUAGCUGUUUAUGGGACUCUGUCUGAUCUUUUGACAGUCGCCAGCAAUAAAUUGGGAAUCAGGGCUUGUAACCUAUAUAAUGGGAAAGGUGGUCUCAUAGAUGACAUUACCCUCAUCAGAGACGAUGAUGUGCUGUACGUGUCAGAAGGGGACGCUUUCAUCGACCCUCAGAGUGAUGGGAAAACGUCAGAUGACAUCUCAGGAUCGCACACCGAUUGGUUGACGCUGAAUAUUGGUGGGCGGCUUUUUACAACCACUAGGAGUACUCUUGUGAGUAAGGAGCCUGACAGCAUGCUGGCACACAUGUUUAGAGAGAAGGAUGUAUGGGGUAAUAAGCAGGAUGAACGAGGGGCUUACCUCAUUGAUCGCAGCCCAGAGUACUUUGAGCCCAUCCUGAAUUACCUGAGGCACGGCCAGAUCAUUGUCAAUGAAGGAAUAAACUUACUCGGAGUACUGGAAGAAGCUCGAUUCUUUGGAAUAGAGCAAAUGGCUGAACAGCUAGAAGUGGCCAUUAAGAAUUCUCAUCCACCUGAAGACCACUCUCCACUCUCACGGAAAGAAUUUGUUCGGUUUCUGCUGGCUACGCCAACCAAAUCAGAGCUACGCUGUCAAGGUCUUAAUUUCAGUGGAGCAGACCUUUCGCGGCUGGAUUUGCGCUAUAUCAAUUUUAAGAUGGCAAAUCUGAGUCGCUGCAAUCUCACCUAUGCAAACCUGUGCUGCUCAAACCUGGAGAGAGCGGACUUAUCUGGAGCCAACCUGGAUGGUGCUAAUCUUCAGGGCGUGAAGAUGCUCUGCUCUAAUGCAGAGGGAGCGUCACUGAAAGGAUGUAACUUUGAGGAUCCCUCUGGGCUAAAGGCCAAUCUAGAGGGGGCUAAUCUGAAAGGAGUUGACAUGGAGGGCAGUCAGAUGACUGGUAUAAAUCUGCGUGUGGCGACGCUGAAGAACGCUAAGCUGAAGAACUGUAACCUGCGUGGUGCUACAUUAGCCGGCACAGAUCUUGAAAACUGCGAUCUCUCAGGCUGCGAUCUACAGGAAGCCAACCUGCGUGGUUCAAAUGUGAAAGGAGCCAUCUUUGAGGAGAUGCUGACUCCACUGCACAUGUCCCAAAGUGUGAGAUAACCAAUUACAUCUCUCCCUGCCCGGCAACCUCACCACUCACCAGCCAGCUAUUCACAGCUCUCCCUUACCCCGACCCCCCCUUUUCGUUUCACGCUCCUGUGAAACCGUAUGCAAUACUAGCACUUGGUUUGCCCACCCCUUCUCUUUGAGCUUUACUCUCAUGCACUAAUGCACAUCCAGGGUCUGUAGUCAUGGCCAAAAAUAGCGAAAGCUUAGUGUAGAGAAUCCAAAUAUUGGAAAAUGCCGUUUGUCAAACCAAACUUGUUGCUUUUGGUUUUAUUUAUGCUUUGAGUUGAACUUUUGUUCGAUUUUACCAAAUGUAUACAUUUCAUGUUGUGUUUGUCUCAAAUAAUGAAGUCGACAUUUCAGUCAAUCAAAUAUUUCAACCAAAUAUAUCUGUAGUAUUUUAGAUUUAUCAAUCAAUUGUAGGCGGUUUAUGAUAAGGCUUAUUGUUGCACAGCUUACUACAGGUAAAACAAACUCAUAAAUAGUAGCUUUUUAUAUAUAAAAUAUGGAAAAUACCUUAAACAUCUCAUAUAACUGACUGGUCUGGUUUCAAAUAUGCAACAUAAGCAUAUAGCUCUUACAUAUUCUGUUUUCACAUUUACAUGUAAACCAAAUUAAUUGUUUGUUUUGAUUUCUGAUUUGUCGUUUGAUCUACCUCCCUUACAACCCGUUCUAGUUUUAAGUCAGUUUUAGUUUUUGAAACCAUGCAGUCAUGCAAAGAUUUCAACCAAAUGCAAACCACGUUUUACUGCAUUUUUGCAACGCCUAUUAAUUCUUUAAUAACUGUGUAAUAACACUUAGCCAUAGGUUAAUAUGCACAAUAAUUAACCA
Molecule: messenger RNA, 2098 nt
Organism: Sinocyclocheilus rhinocerous
Lineage: Eukaryota; Metazoa; Chordata; Actinopteri; Cypriniformes; Cyprinidae
Gene: kctd9a
Product: potassium channel tetramerization domain containing 9a
Exons: 13
Coding region: 92-1261 (389 amino acids)
Biological process (GO): intracellular signal transduction; protein homooligomerization
Molecular function (GO): protein binding
Source: RefSeq, a predicted model, not a curated record